This is a messenger RNA of Argiope bruennichi, 432 nucleotides long. Its product is annotated as ion transport peptide-like. Bases 35 to 349 code for a protein of 104 amino acids. Lineage: Eukaryota; Metazoa; Arthropoda; Arachnida; Araneae; Araneidae. Gene Ontology annotation, biological process: circadian rhythm. Gene Ontology annotation, cellular component: extracellular region. The record is from RefSeq and is a predicted model, not a curated record. The transcript is spliced from 3 exons. Gene Ontology annotation, molecular function: neuropeptide hormone activity.
CAGACUCAUCAGACAUCUGGACGCAACAACAAAGAUGAAACCAAUGUCCGUAGCAUACUUUCUUGUCCUGGUGCUGGCAGGAGUGAGUGCCAGCGUUGAUCGAGAAGCCAAGAGGAGUUUCUCGGAUCUUGGCUGCAUGGGCGUCUACGACAAGGCCAAAUUUGCCAGACUGGACAGAGUGUGCGAGGAAUGCUAUCAGCUCUUCAGAGAAUCAGACGUCCAUACCUCAUGCAGAUCUAACUGCUUCAAAAAUGAGUACUUUACUGGAUGCGUUGAUGCUCUUCUGCUUCGAAAAGAUCAACAGAGGUUGGAUUACAUGGUAGAACAACUUUACGGACGACGAAAAUAAAGGAUUACUCGACAAAUGAACCGAAUGAAUGUACUACUUCCUUGUAACUUUUAAUGUUCCAAUAAAACAAUCUAUGUAAUGCA